This is a messenger RNA of Coregonus sp. 'balchen', 2735 nucleotides long. Lineage: Eukaryota; Metazoa; Chordata; Actinopteri; Salmoniformes; Salmonidae. The record is from the annotation of a GenBank genome assembly.
UCUCGCUGAUAGGAAUGAUGAGGGCCAUAUGUUUUGAAACCCAUUUGGCAAGCGAUGAUUAUUGACACUAAAACACAGCGUUGGAAUUGUAGUUCACACAGCCAGCCGUGGGCGAAGAUGGCUACGUUUUACCUUAGUUAACCUCAGCAUGCUAAGCAUAGAGUUGCAGUUUGUUAGCUGCUGUUUAAAAGAAUGUCAAGAAUUCCAAGAUUGAUGAUAGUUCAUGGUUGACUUAACAUUUUCUGACAAAAGAUGUAUCAUCAGAUAGAACAGGUGAGCUAUUGAUUCUAAUGAUGAUGCUUUCUUUGCUCUCACCCUCAGCAAUUAGAACUCAUCACACCUUUCCAACUAUACUUCAACCCUGAUUUGAUACUAAGGAAUUAUCAGGUGAGUACAUGCAAUCAUCGGUCAUUUAGCUACUUUAUCAGAUAUGAAAAACAUUUUGGAAUUUUUAAUCUUAGGCCUACUGUGUAUAAGCAUUUUUAAAAAAUAAGUGAGAUGCAAGGUUGAAUGAUUUCUUUGUUCUGUCUUGUAGGUAUGGAGACUCAUAACCAACUUUCUAUUUUUCGGUCCAAUUGGCUUCAACUUCCUUUUCAAUAUGAUUUUUUUGUAUCCUUUUUCUGUUGCACUUGUCUUGCUGAGUGUACUUGUGAAAUUGAUAUUUUGCAUAUUUUUCAAUCCCUUUGAUUGGAAGCACUAUGCGACUCAUAAAAUGCUUGUCUUGAACAAGAAGACUAGCCAUGUUUCAUUUAUUUGUAAUCUUGAUGCAACUGUCUAAUCAUAAUGAAUUAUAGGCUAAGUAUUUGCUUUGCCCGUGGCAGAUUUCCUUAACCAUUGGCUUCCAGGUACCGAUACUGUCGUAUGCUGGAGGAGGGCUCAUUCAGGGGCCGCACCGCUGACUUUGUCUUCAUGUUCCUCUUCGGUGGCCUUCUGAUGACUGUAUCCUUGUAACAACUGUUACUUUCAUGGUCUUAGUUGAUACCUUUACGAGAAGCUCUUGAGCAACAGUCACAGUCAUUGCCACCUAGUUUUCUUUCUUUUUUUAGCUGUGUUUAGGCUAGUUCUCAUACUGAGAAUCAAUCAGUUGGUUGGCUGCAGUUGGCGGCAGGUAGCCUAGAGGUUAAGAGCCUUGGGCCAGUAAUUGAAAGGUCGCUGGUUCGAAUCCUCGAGCUGGCAAGGUGGGAAAAUCUGCCGUUAUGCCGAUUACGUCAGUUAAGGCAGCCCCCCGCACCGCUCUGAUUCAGAGGGGUUGGGUUAAAUGCAGAAGACACAUUUUGAUUGAAUGCAUUCAGUUGUGCAACUGACUAGGUAUCCCCUUUCCUUCCUUUCCUAAGUAAGAGUAAAUCAACUCAAAUAAUGCUGUAUGCCACAAUUCAAUCUACCAAUCACUUUUUUCUCAGUAAGCACAUAGAUAUUUGGCACCUUUGUGAGUCUGGUGUUCUUGGGCCAAGCCUUCACCAUCAUGCUGGUGUACGUGUGGAGCAGGCGCAACCCCAACGUUCGCAUGAACUUCUUUGGCCUGCUGAACUUUCAGGCGCCCUUUCUCCCUUGGGUGCUCAUGGGAUUCUCUCUGUUGCUGGGCAACUCCAUCAUUGUGGAUUUACUAGGUACCAGUCGCCCUAACCACCAUAACUCAUUUCUGUAAUGCAUCAAUGUUAUUAAUGGCGUUAAGAUCCAAAAUGUUGUUGCCUUAUUGACCAUUGAGGAGUGGUGACUAGUCGGGUCAAUGCUGUGUUCCCUUCCCUAAGGUAUCGCUGUGGGUCAUGUGUACUUCUUUCUGGAGGAUGUGUUCCCAAACCAGCCAGGUGGUGGCAGAUGGCUCAAGACUCCCUUUUUUCUGUAAGUUUGAUAUGGUUCUAGUACAGUCCAAUAAUGAAUUUGUCUUAUGAUAGAAACUGCAGUGUUUACCCCACAAGUCUGUGGAGAGAUGGUAAUGUUGCUGGAGAGACAGGGGGCACACACACAAAUGGCAGUAAGCUUGAUACAGAGUAAACAAUAGUUAUAAAUAUAUGGAAAUUGCCAACAUUAACAAUGUUAUAACCAAUGUUUUGACAAGGUGUUCUCAAGGUAUGCUGUCCUUGGGAGAGGCCAUGACAAAAUGUUGUCUAUGCUGAUUGAUAAUAUUCUAGAAAAGGAAGGGCACAUCAAUAGCUCUUUAAUAAAAGUAGAAAUAUACCAUCCAUUUAUCAGAUGAGCAACAUAUAAUCUAUUAUUAAAAGUAUCUUAAGCAUAUUGUACUGUGUUUUGGUUUGUAUAUGUAGAUCCUUCACCUGUCUCUGUUAUUCUCUCCCCCACAGUAAGAUGCUGUUUGACACUCCAGAGGAGGAUGCCAACUACAACCCCCUUCCCGAGGAGCGUCCAGGGGGGUUCGCCUGGGGAGAGGGACAGCGCCUCGGGGGUUAAUUUAGCCCCCCACCACAGGAUCACUUUAUAAUGGACGUUGCCUCAGAGAGAGAGAGAGGGACAAACUUGGUCUUUUUUUCCGACUUGUUUCUCUAGUUCUGGAUGGAAAACGCCAAUCUCCAACCAGAGCUUUUCGGAGAUUGGCGUGUGGCUUACAUCUCCCUCAAACUGUUCUAUAAGCCAGACUGUCACUUUAAGACCACAUAAGCGGACAUAACAACAGGAAGUGUCAUUUGAUGGUAAACCUUUAGCUGUGUUGACAUUUGGCUUUAUUGCUGUGGGGAAAAAAUGAGGCUCAACAAUAUUGUCAAAUAACAGGAAACAACAGCGGA